This is a messenger RNA of Vicia villosa (hairy vetch), 2150 nucleotides long. RefSeq names its product CDT1-like protein b. The transcript is spliced from 7 exons. Lineage: Eukaryota; Viridiplantae; Streptophyta; Magnoliopsida; Fabales; Fabaceae. Gene Ontology annotation, cellular component: nucleus. Bases 189 to 1895 code for a protein of 568 amino acids. Gene Ontology annotation, biological process: mitotic cell cycle; DNA replication preinitiation complex assembly; regulation of DNA-templated DNA replication initiation. Gene Ontology annotation, molecular function: DNA polymerase binding; DNA binding. The record is from RefSeq and is a predicted model, not a curated record.
AACUACACAUUUUCUCUGUUUUGAAAACCCUUUGAAAUUGAAUUCACCAUUUUCCCUCUUCAACCAAGCAAGUUCAAGUUCAGCUAGGGUUUCAAACUUCGGUAACCGCUCUUUCUCCAUCCACAUUUUCCUUCAACAUUCUCACACUCAUUUCACUGUUCUUCACACUUUUCUGUUGUUGCUGAAGAAUGGAUCCAAAAGUGUGUGAUGAAUCAGUGAAAGAAGCUUCGGAUUUCAAGCCUGAGAACAUUCUACAACCAGUUGAUGAAUCGAUUGUGUGUCCCACUCCACAGAAGAAGACUGAACUAUUACCCAACAAAUUCAAGGACCCAAUUGCCCAGCUUCCAGAAAAUUACAGGGUCAUUGCUGAUUUGUUUAGGCAUAUGAGUUGUUCGCUUAGAUUGCUGCAUCUGCGUAAAAAGUCUCCGACUUUUCUGAAUAUCUGCAACAAGGUUGAAGUUCUUGCCAAAAGAAACUUCUCACUUUCUGAUCUAGCGCAGAUGAAGUAUAUACUCCCUGAAGGUAUAGAAAUUGAAAAGGUGGUUGUUAUUGAUAAGAAGAGCUUGUGUAUGCAGCCGGAUUUGAAGAUUACAUUGGUUUUUGAAGUUGUAAAAGAUCACUCUGAACAGUCUGCUGAUAUAGCUCUUAGACAAUAUUUUAAUUCCAGAUUGAUUAAUUUCUUUAAUCUGCACCCUCAGGUUACUAAGAUUCCAGAGUCAAGACUACCAGAGCCCUUUAGCCAAGAAACUUGUAAUUUGACUUUCAAUAUCGGGCGUGCAGAUAUUGCAGCAGAACCGUCAUCAACUUCCAAUGAAAUUGUAGAGCCGCUGAAAAACUUACAUUUGACAAAUUUGGCAGCAGAACUUUCAUCAACUUCCAAUGAAAUUGUAGAGCCGCUAAAAAACUUACAUUUGAAUGCCGCUGACCAGGCUAAGCAAGUUCAGAGCUUUUCAUCAUCUGAAAACUCUCUAUCAUCCGAUGAAUCUGACUCCCUAGAUGACCAAGAAAGUGAAAGCACAUGGCAGAAAAAAUGUACACCAUUGUCUGAUUGUGAGGGUAAUCUUAAUGCAGAAAGAGGCAAGCAGAAGGAAUCAUUGUCAAUGUCUUUUCAGGCAAAUGUUGUUAAUACACCGUCAGAACAUAAGACAUCAUCUCCGCGUUCUGUUAGCCGCUGUAUUUCUGAAAGCCCUGAUUUGAAAAUUGUCUCUUGUGCUGAUAGUUUGUUGACACAGACACCUGCACUGUCAGCACCUGAGAGAUUGGUGCUCGGUUCCGAUGUUAAGCCUCAAAAAAUGUCUGCUCAAAAGUCUAUGUCAUACUUUAAGCCCGCAAAAAGAGCGCUUGACUUUACACAAACAGAAGGCAAUGGUGAUUUGGAUAAUAGAGUAGACCUGUUAGAAUCUAGCAAAGCUAUACAUGAGUUUGAUUGCAACUCUAAACUUAGCAGAGGACAUCCUGAGGAUCGCAAAUCUUUUGAUUUUGUUUCCCUACCUCGGGAGGUUCAAGAGAAUCUUUGUUAUUCUUUUGAGAAAAUCAGCCAAAACCAAAUUAGUUCGGAUGCAUCAGAUGACAAUCCUCCAUCAUUAGUUGAACUGGUUAAUGUGAUUGACUCGAUAUUUACCUCUGUCAAAACAAAUGCAAUCACAAAAGAGGAGCUCCUGCAAAAGAUAAUGCCGAACUGUUUAGAUUUUGUUGAUACUAGAGAAGCUGAAGAACAGAUCGAGAUUUUAGAAAAGAUUGUGCCAAAUUGGAUUUGCAAGAAGUCACUUGCUUCUGUAGAUGGAGUCACAAUGUACUGCGUUAAUAAUGCGAUAGAUUUGGAUUCAGUUCGAUCAAGACUUCUCAGCAAUGUAACCAAAGGAGACAAGUGCAAGAUUUUCAUUGAACGACUAUGAUUGUUGAUAAUGCUGUGCAUUGUAUGGUAAUUGUUGGUUGGGUUUUUGCAAUCAUUGUUUUGGUUACAACAACCAGCUAUAGAGGGAGUGUAAGAAAAUUAAACAUAGAUUUUGAGGGGGGGUCAUAACCCUCAUAUUAUGUGUAUUAUUUCUGUUCAACUCUAAUUGGAUUUUCAUUCGUAGUUGCGUUUUCCUUUGAUUAUUGGAGUUAUUUUUCUUUACAAGCUUUUAAUUCAACAUUAUCUUCUCUACUUA